AUGGCCCUUGUUUUGCGGUAUGUUGACAAAAAAGACCAAGUGAACGAGCCAUUUAUUGGUCUUGUUCGUGUUCAUGAUACCUCUGCAAAGUCGUUGAAGGAAGCAAUACUUUUUUUGCUUAUGAAACACUCAUUAAGUCUAUCUAAAAUACGUGGACAAGGCUAUGAUGGAGCUAGUAAUAUGCAAGGAAACAUAAAUGGUCUUAAAGCUUUAAUUUUGCAAGAAACUCCUUCGGCACAUUGCAAUCAUUAUUUUGCUCAUCAAUUACAGUUGACGCUUGUAGCGAUUGCUAAAAAACAUAAGGAGGUGGAAACUUUCUUUGCUAUAGUUUUUAAUGUGUUGAAUGUAAUUGGAGCAUCCUUUAAAAGUAGAUAUCAACUUCGGGAUCAUCAUGCCGAAUUAUUGGAGCAAUUGUUAGAGAGUGGUAAAGUUCAAAGUGGGAAAGGAUUAAAUCAAGAGGUGAUUGAAUAUGAAGGUCAAGAGGCUAAUGAUAGAUUGCAAGCAGAAGCUUUUUUGAGUAAAAUCAAUUCAUUUGAAUUUUUGUUCAUGCUUCACUUGAUGUUGAACUUAUUGUUGAUGUCGAACGAGCUGAGUAAAGUUUUACAGAAGAAAGAGCAAGAUAUUGUCAAUGCCAUGAUAUUUCUUGACCUUACAAAGGAAAGGUUGCAACAAAUGAGAGAUGAAGGAUGGGAAUCAUUAAUGGAUGAAGUCUAUUUGUUUUGUACUAAACAUGAUAUUUUGGUGCCCAAUAUGGAAGAAUUCUAUAUUCCUGGAAAGUCGAAGUAUAGGCCUUCUAGUGUUACUUAUUCACAUCACUUACGUGUUGAGCCUUUUUAUACAGUGAUGGAUUUGCAACUUCAUGAGCUUAACAGUCGUUUUGAUGUUGUUAGUGAUAACUUGCUUCUUGGUAUGGCUAGCUUGAAUCUGGCUAAUUCGUUUGCUAAUUUUGAUAAAGAAAGAAUAAUGACAUUGGCCAAGUAUUAUCCAGAUGAGUUUGGCAAAUUGAAGCUUCGAGAUCUUAGUCACCAGCUUGACACUUUCAUAUUGCACAUGCAACAUGGUGACCCUAGAUUCUCGGAUUUGAAAGGAAUUUGGUGA
Nicotiana tabacum (common tobacco) is the source of this 1098-nucleotide messenger RNA. RefSeq lists its product as uncharacterized. The record is from RefSeq and is a predicted model, not a curated record. Lineage: Eukaryota; Viridiplantae; Streptophyta; Magnoliopsida; Solanales; Solanaceae.